Messenger RNA from Lactuca sativa (garden lettuce), 2070 nucleotides. RefSeq lists its product as uncharacterized. Lineage: Eukaryota; Viridiplantae; Streptophyta; Magnoliopsida; Asterales; Asteraceae. The record is from RefSeq and is a predicted model, not a curated record.
AUGCCUCCUAAGCCAGAAACUAAACCCGAUGAAAACCCUCCACCUCAAGAUCAUCUUCAAGCUUUACUCCACCUAACCACCGCCACUAAUACCCGCCUGGAUGUCCUCACAACGAACAUGACAAACCUUGUCUUCCAAGCAGAAAACUAUUUCACAUACUACAACAUCCCACCAAAUCAACGCCUUGCUCUUGCUGUCUUCUAUUUCACAGGUGAUGCACUUAGUUGGUACACGCAUAUGUCCACCAAUCACCUCUUGGGCACCUGGCCUGAGUUCACCCAAGCACUUGAAACGCGUUUUGGACCCUCCACCUAUGAAAAUCAUCGGGCAACACUUUUCAAACUCCGCCAAACAUCUACAGUGGCUGCCUAUCAAUCUGAGUUCGAAAAAACUAGCAAUUGUGUCGUUGGCUUACCAACUGAAGCUUUGCGAGACUGUUUUAUCUCCGGACUCCGUGAGGACAUACAGUCAGAAAUUGCCAUCCAAAACCCACUCAACCUCCACCAAACCUACGGACUCGCCAAGCUCAUUGAAGAAAAAUUCAGCAAGUCUCGCCCUCGCCCUACCUAUACACCCCGAUCCCUCACCUAUAAUAACACUCAACAAAUAACACCCAUCAGUACAACAAAUCAGAUCACCACCCAACCACCACUCUUAUCGACACCACCUAAACCCAAACCCACCAUACCGUUCACUCGCCUUUCACCGGAAGCCCUCCAAAAAAGACGCGUUGAAGGCCUCUGCUUCCGUUGCCCGGAGAAAUUCCGACUGGGACACAUUUGCAAUCCGCCCCAGUUCUUCCUAAUAGCUGAUAAUGAGGACACAUCAGAUGCCACUCAACUCACCAUGGAUGUCGAGACCACAACGAACGACACCAUCACAGAUACGAUCACAGACCAGACUCCACAUUUCUUGUCUUUAUCCGAGGCCGCCUUCUUUGGAUUACAAUCACCCAGAACACUUCGCGUUACUGGUCACAUCAACGGACACCCGGUCACAACACUCAUAGAUUGUGGCAGCACCUACAAUAUUAUACAGCCUCGCCUCGUAUCCCUACUCAAAACCACACCAGCAACAAUCACGCCCUUCCCUGUAAUGGUCGGAAAUGGCCAACACCUAGAGUGUAAUAGCUUUUUCCCAAAUGUGCCGCUAGAACUCAAUAAGACUACCUUCUCAGUUCCUUUAUUUGUCCUCCCUGUUGAAGGAGCAGACGUCAUAUUGGGUGUCACUUGGCUUAGUACAUUGGGACCACUGGUCGCAGACUUCUCCAUUCCCCAACUCUCAUUCACCAUCAACAAUCACCCAUGCAUCCUACGUGGUGAACCUCUUACAUCACCCGUGUCACCUAGCUCCCUACACACUCUGAUUCGCAAAAAUUCAGUUGCUUCAUUUCAUACUCUCAUCUGUCACCAUCAACCACCAGCAACCAUUCAUCCAAACCGACAACCACAUCCUAACACCACCAUCGAAGCCUUACUACACCAAUACCAAAAACUCUUCGACCCACCUCACGAGUUGCCACCCACACGUCAACAUGAUCACCAUAUUCCAUUAUUCCCAAACACCAAACCUAUUAACGUCAAACCAUACCGUUACCCACAUUACCAAAAAGAAAUUAUGACCAACCUCAUAUCUGACAUGCUUGAUAGUGGCGUAAUUCAACCAAGCCAAAGCCCAUACUCUUCACCAAUCCUACUAGUUCAAAAAAAAGAUGGAACAUGGCGUUUCUGUGUCGAUAUCGGGCACUCAAUGCAGUCACAGUCCGGCUACCAUCAAAUCCGUGUCUCUCCAGCAGAUAUACACAAAACGGCAUUUCGCACAAUUGACGGUCACUAUGAAUUUCGCGUUAUGCCAUUCGGCCUAACAAACGCCCCAUCAACAUUUCAAGCAGCCAUGAAUGAUCUCUUUCGUGUCGUCUUACGUAAGUUUGUCCUAGUUUUUUUCGAUGACAUAUUGGUGUAUAGCCCUUCCAUGGAUAAACACUGUGAACAUCUACAGUUUGUCUUUCAUACACUGUUGACCAACAAGUACCACGCCAAAGAAUCCAAAUGUGUGUUUUGCCACCAUUGA